UCCCGCCUCCUUUCCUGUGAGGUCAGGCUCUGUUUUUGUUGGGGGCCGUUGGUCAGUGAGCAGCCGGAAAGAAUACGAAGUUAACACAUUUAUUGUGAACAAACGACUUUGCAGGUCACACAGAUAGCGGAGCAUGUCGGACACGGAGACAAAGCCCUCAAGUCAAGAUGGAGGAGACAAAAAGGAUGGAGAGUACAUCAAGCUUAAGGUUAUUGGUCAGGACAACAGUGAAAUUCACUUCAAAGUGAAGAUGACGACACAUCUAAAGAAGUUAAAGGAGAGCUACAGUCAAAGACAGGGUGUUCAUAUGGAUUCUCUAAGGUUUCUCUUUGAAGGACAGAGAAUUGCAGACAACCAAACUCCAAAGGAGCUGGGAAUGGAAGACGAGGACGUCAUCGAAGUGUAUCAGGAACAGACCGGCGGACUUUGGAACAAUUAGACUUUAUAUGUUUCCUCCCUCUAUUUUUUUAUUUUAUUUUUUAAGUAUGACUUUUUUUGUUCCUCUUAGAGAGAAGUGUCUGAAACCAUCUGAGUCAAACUGAUGCUCCACUAGGGCUUUGGGUAGGCCAAGGGCAGAGAGGAGGUCUGAAAGGAAUUGUGGACUGCUCAGCUCCCCCCUUUUAAGACACAGGACAGCAUGCGAAGAGAGGGGUUAAAUGUAUACUGCAGGGAGAUUCUAGCUAUGGUAGCAUGGGAUAUUUUUCCUCAAGGCUGUUGUUGUAUUUUGGCAACGUCAAUGAUAUACCAUAAACCCCAGAACUUUCUCAUAAUCAAAGCACCGUUCAACACCUGCUUUUAAAGACUCACUGUCUAAGUUUGUUUCUGUACGUGCAUCAAAAUAAUGCAAACACUGGCUAAAGUCAAUGAGUAGAAGCCAUUGCAGAUUAGAUGUAAUAUUUCAGUGCAAUCCUUUUCUUUCACAUUGAUUUCCUAGAGUGGUUUUGUUGUUGUUGUUUUAAACAAGAAUAUGAGAUCUUAAUGUCCUACUUUGAAGGUGAGAAAGUAUGAAGUGUCUCCAACAAUAGAAAGUAGAAGUACUGUAUAUUGGGCUAAAUUUUCAUCAUCAGCUAAAGUCCUUUGUGGAAGAUACCAUGCUGACUUAUAAAUGUUUAGUAAAGCCUAGAGCAUAUGUUAUCAUUUUAGAUUGGAUUUAUCUCUGAAUUGCCAUUUUAAGUGUGAGAAGUUUGCCAGGAUUCUGGGUGAAAAAAAGUGCAAAAAAAAUUGCUUGCUGGAAACAGUUGGUCAGUCACAGUACGUGCUCUAUAACCCUUUAGUUCAUCACCAGUUCAGUGGGCUGUACCGUGGGGCUCUGAGAUUGUUGCAGAGUCUGGAGGCGGUGACUUACAGUGUGAUUUCAGAACCUGUGUGUCAGCCCCGAUUCUGCAGCAGCCCUUUGUUGAUGUGCAUCGGGUCAAAACACAGUACAUUCUGAACAUGUUGACACAAAUCUGAUUUGGAUCAUGAAAUAAAUCACUCUGUGUGAUUACUGGAGUACAGGGACUUCUUUUCAGCAUUCUAAUUUAUUUUAGGAAAGAAAGCAGCCAUUGAAAGGAAAAUCCAUUCAUAAACAUUGUCCUCCCAUUAUGUUUUGUGAACAGUUUUUGUCUGGCUUUAUGUAUGGGUAGACAGUUUUUUUUUUUGUAUUGGCACACCAUUCCACAUUAUUGUGCUUUUUUUGAAGCUAAAAUCAAUAAUGAAUUGUCAUUCAUACUAUUACAGAAUGGCAUGUUUGCCACUGCCCCUCAUACCACUGUGCUGAACCUUGGAAGCCCUGUGUCACCAUAAACUUGUACAUCCUAUUGUUUUGUUGUGGUUGUGGCAGCACUUGUUGAUGGGGUCAUUGUACAUAACUUCUCUUCCUAGGGAGAAACGUUGCUCUGGAUGGUUUUAGGCUAUAGGAAGAGGGUUUUUUAAAUAAAAUUUUCCAAAAGCUAAAGCGUGGAUGAAUUCUCUCACAUUUAUUCCAGCUUCAUUAGAUCUUGCCGUACAUGCAAAACGUGGUAUUCAUUCAUAAAACAGUGCAUAUAUGGGGUGUACAUGCCAUUUGGCUUAUUCACAGAAGAACAAAGCCCUGUGGAAACACUGUUUAAAUUAAGUGGCAAUAUAUUAAGGUGAUUUAAUACAUAUUUCAUGAAGAUCCUCAGACCUGAAGCCAGAGAACAGGUCUACACACGUUAGCCAGUGACUCACCAAUUGGGCAUUUUAAAAUAUGGGCCGUGCUCAUCCGUGUUGCCAUAACUAUCUUCUUAACAUGGGCAAGUGCUGUGUUCUUUGAAUUUCAGGAUUUUGGCAAGAGCCCCA
This is a messenger RNA of Megalops cyprinoides (Indo-Pacific tarpon), 2301 nucleotides long. Its product is annotated as small ubiquitin-related modifier 1. The record is from RefSeq and is a predicted model, not a curated record. The transcript is spliced from 5 exons. Bases 134 to 439 code for a protein of 101 amino acids. NCBI's taxonomy places the organism in Eukaryota, Metazoa, Chordata, Actinopteri, Elopiformes, Megalopidae. Gene Ontology annotation, cellular component: nucleus; PML body. Gene Ontology annotation, biological process: protein sumoylation. Gene Ontology annotation, molecular function: ubiquitin-like protein ligase binding; protein tag activity.